Molecule: messenger RNA, 1796 nt
Organism: Vollenhovia emeryi
Lineage: Eukaryota; Metazoa; Arthropoda; Insecta; Hymenoptera; Formicidae
Exons: 5
Coding region: 558-1646 (362 amino acids)
Source: RefSeq, a predicted model, not a curated record
UUUUUAACUAGACACUACCCAGCCCUGCAUUUAAGGUACAUUUUGUUGGCCUCUCCGUCUGUAUAAUCUAAUGUCUUGGUGUGCAAAAAAAUUCUUUUAAAUACGUACAAUUACGAUGGCAAAGAUAAUGAAACGUACAAGCUUCGAUAAAGUAGCAUUUUCAAAUCAGCUUUUAUGCCAAUUUUCUAUCGACGUUUCACAUUCCUUCGUGUUUUGUAAAACUGUAGCUUCAGGAAAAAAAUUAGCUCUUAUAUAAGCGUCCGCCGAGGAACCCUGUCGUUUAAUCAAAAAGGCGUGGGUCGGAGAUUCAUGAAAAAUUAAUUUAAAAAAGUCCGAAAACCUGUCCUCCCCUCGGUUUUCGCGCCGGCCGCACGCCGACGGUGCCGAUCAAUAUAACGUGGGGGGCAGACACAGGCGCGCGCAUUCACGGUCGCGGUUCGAUAGCGACGAGCCCGUUCCUAUUCCACCGCGAAUCCUGGAAUUCUGUGCUUCUGCGAGAGGAGCGAUACCGCGCUACCCUGUCCCACGUCGGCGGAAAGUCGCAGGAAACCGUCACGAUGUCGAGCAGCAAGUGUGUGAAGCAGCCGCGCAAAGCGUACACGAAGGAGCAGCAUGAGAUGACGCACUCCGAGAAGCUGAGGCUGAUCGACGACGAGCUGAAUUCCUUUUACAAGUACUGCCAGCAGGCGGGCUUCACCGAGGAAGAAAUGGACAUUAUUUGCCAGCCGCUCGUGGCAGCGAUGCGGCGCUCAUGGUUGCAGCUGGUUUUCCGUGGCACCCUGGUGCUGAUAGUACUGGGCACCCUGGCGUGUCUCGCGGCUCAACUGGACUUCGUCGGCACUCAUUUCACCGCCCUCAGCCGUCUGCUGCUGAUCAAAGUCCUGCCGAUCUGGAACUGGCAGCCGCUCUAUUACGAGAACUGCAUGAUCAACAAUCCCUUCUACAACGAUUACACCAUCACGGAAGAGGACUGCGUGACCUGCGAGGCGCUGGAGACGAUUGAUCGUCUGUCGGACGUGCGAUAUCGUAAUCUGGUCGACAAUUAUCUGAAUCGCGACGCACCGGCUAUCAUCACCGACGCGAUGGACUCGUGGGCGGUCAUGAAUACAGACUACUUCUGGUUCGACAAUAUUACUCACCUCUACCUAGAGAACGAGCGGCUGAUGGAGACGGUACCCUGCGCCCUGACCUCGAAUCUGCGUACCGGCUCGUCCGACCUCGCGGCGUUUCUACGACGCGUGCACGCGCCCGAGGUGGCCAAGUGGUUCGUCCACUGGCAGAACUGCGACAUCAAUGCCGUGAAGGUGCUCAGAAAGUACUAUCAACGUCCGUACUUUCUCUCCAGCACGGUCUCGCCGGCGCACUUCAACUGGGUGCUCAUGUCCUCGGACUACAACAGCCCGAGCUACAAGAAGGUCGAGCUCGACUCCGGCCUGAUCGCCCUCGCUCAGCUCCGCGGCGCGACUCAACUGCGCCUCACCCCUAUAAAUCCCUGCAACAGUUCGUGUCCUGAACUGAUCGCCGAUCUGCAUCAGGGCGAGAUGCUCGUCUUCACGAACUUGAUGUGGACGCUCGAGUACGCACCGAUGCGUGGCCUGGACAACAUCGCCAUACUCACGGAAACCGUCUGGGAGGAAGACACGUAGAUUGUCAUCCCGAGGAGAUCGUCUUUAUCGUCACGCAACAAAUAUCCAUAGUUCCACAAUACUCUUUGACGUGACAGCUAUAUCGAUUCGAUAUAUUGUAUACCCCAUUAUGAUACAUACUAAAUAAAGAUUGAGCAUUCUGGUUUCCGG